CUUUGAUCAUCCCUCCAUGAAUAUCUUAAUUCAUGUCUUUAAAUACUCCUCGUAAACAAGUCCCAUUAGCAAGUGGGGACGAGACGCCUCGUAAACCUUCCGCUCCAUCUCUGACCAGACGGGUUUUCUAUUGCGGGGUUGUUGUUGAGGGAUGCGAUAGUGGCAGAAGGUUGCCCGAAGAUGUUCAAGAUCUGGUUCUAUCUCUAGGAGACCCUUGGUUGAGUCAGAAUGAUAGCCACAUUCUGCCUUCCGCGACAGACACUACGUUCUCAGAACAUCACCAGCCAGACGGCUUGCAGCGUAAACGCGCACUUACAGAUUCGACGGCUCUGACUGAUGUGGUUAACGAACUCGUCAAUACCGAGCGUUCGUACGUCAAGCGGCUUCGAAUACUGAAGAACGACUAUGCAGACCCGUUGCGACAAUUCUCCCGGAAUAAGAACACCGCAAUAUUGCCUCCAUACGAGGCUAAAACGUUGUUCGGGAAUAUCGACAACUUUCUCCCAGUUAACGAGACUUUCCUACUGGAUCUCGAGAAGAUGGUUGCACCCGAUGGUCCCAAAACAGUUGGGGGUGUCGGGGACGUUGCCCUGCGACAUUUCAAAGAUUUACGAGGGUUCGAGCACUACAGACAGUACUACGUCAAGCGAGAGGAAGCCCAGUCAAUAUUUGAACGCGAGAUGAUGAAGAAAUCGUCUGGUUUUGCCGCAUAUAUUGAUCGGAUCAAGUAUUCGACCGCUGAUACCAGGAAUCGUGUUGGUUUGCGCGAGCUACUCAUGGAUCCUGUUCAGCGUAUUCCGCGAUAUACGUUACUCUUUCGUACUAUGAUCAAGUACAUGGCACCUGAAGAUCCACAGCGCGCCAAAUUGGUAGAAGCCGAUGAAAUCGCCAGCAAGAUCGCUCUUGCGGAAACAGACGAACAAACCAAGCGAGCAGCAAUUAUGCAUUGCCUUAACGCAACAGUAGAUGGUUUUCCUCCUGGCUUAAUUUCAAUUUCACGACGGUUCAUCGAUUGCAUUGAUGUCAAUGAUAUCGUGCAAGAUGGCCCAGUCUCCGCAUCGUCCUCCGUUUCUAGCAUCCCUCUUAACGUGCUGCAUUGUACCUUAUUUCUUUUCGAUGACAAGUUGAUGAUCGUCAAGCGACCUGGCAAUGGCGAGAAGAGUGGUCGUUUACUAGCUGGAUUGGACGACGUUGACAGACUUGCGAAGAGCGGUGGUUUGCCAUCGGGCAUGAAGAAAAGUGGCUUGAGUUGCAAGGGUGUCAUUGAUCUGCCCGACAUCGUCGCUGCUGACGUCGGUGGUGCUGACUUCCACAUAUAUAUCGAGAAUCCACCUCAAGACCAAAGUGAUCGCUGGUCCGGUCGCUCGUUCCGUUCCCUCUCCACUGUCUUGCCUCCUGCACCAAUAAACUUCGACCCUACUCGAACUGCCACUGAGAAGGACCGGUUCCUUGAGAAUCUAUGGAAUGCUCAGGCGAAAUAUAGAACUCGGUCAGGACAAUCUGUCGUUUUGUGCGCUGAUGAGCGCGAGGUAGAGUCAAGGGGAGGAAAGGUUUCUAUGGCUCGUACUUACUUUAAUGUUUAUCAACGAACGGCCUUUUUGCAAGAGCCCAAAAAGACCAAGAUCGUCAUGCAUAUAGACACGUUGGGCACCGCAGACCCCAUUCCGUUCGGGAUGGAUGGGCCGCCAUAUGUGGUGGUCAGAAUCCAACCCAUGGCAGGGGAAAUUUCGCGGUAUACAGUUACCUCCAGCGAUCCGACAGAUGAAUCGGAGGAAGACAUUGUUCAGACCGCAAGGAUUCCGGGUCGCAUUGUCCAAACAAUCCAUCAAUACGGCCUGUUCAAGUUCAAAACCGGCAAUGACUCCCGUCCCGCUACCCCAACCGUGAGCUCAAGGUCUCGGGCGCAUAUAUUUAGCCUGGAUGCGAUCUCGAGAAAUCUAUUCAACGCAAUACCAGGCUCCUCCAAGGGCGAUUUCUUCGGAGGCUCCAUAAGUAGUCAUCGCAGGUCGAAGUCCUCUGCCAGCCGUUCAUCCAUCUACACCCAGACAACAACGACAGGCGACGGCAGUUUAACCAAGUUCUCUCGUCGAUCCACUUCGACAGCUACUGCUCCAACUUCCCUGGCAGACGAUGACUCUCUCUAUGCUAGCAAAUCUUCGAGUUCGCGCAAAAAAUUGUUCAAAAGAGGUCGUUCACCGGGUAAUGAUAGUUCCUCUCCGCUAUCACGGUCGACGUCUCCGUCACGGGACAGUCCCAGAGCAUCAUUCUACAGCGACGGAGAGGAAGAAUUACCAGUUCGCCAGGACCCAUCUGACCAAGAUUUAUCAAUGCGUCUAGAACUCGCACGACGAAAUAGUCAGAAUCAGCACGGAAAGCAGGCCGUGACGCCUUCGUUGGAUAGACCAACAGAAGAGACGAUCUAUGAAGAUGAUCCACCCCAGCCUUUACGUCCCACGUCUCGAGCCUCUACAGUAAGGGACGCGGCAAGUCAACGAUCGACGACUCCCCGUCCUACGUCAACUUCUCCGGACAGGAGGUCAGGGCGAUCUAAUUCUCCACAUUCCGGCGAUGGCAGGCGGUUUGGUCCCCGUAGCAUCUCCCCAUUGCCACCGAAGAGUCUAACGAGUACUGCACCCGGUCUUCCAUCCAUGGAUGACGAGCUUGCGUUGGAAGCACACCUACAUAUUUUUCACAAUGAUUCAUCCCUCGUUGAGGAUGACGUCCCAUCUCCACUACCACGCAGUAGGCGUCAGCCAUUCGUUGUGACUGGGAAUAUGGAUUCUACGCCGAGGCCGCCCAACUCAACAACAGGCAGUGUGGAGCCGCUCUCAAUCAAGAAGAAGCCAUCGACCAGGUCAAGUGCAUAUACUCCAAGCCGUAAAUCAUACACGAGAAAUUCUCCGCUGUCCAAAACCACAGCGAGGAUUGUGUCUCCGCGCAAAGUUUCACCUCAAAUUCGAACCACACGUAUUGCCCACUCUCCUCAUUCCGCCCAAGUUGACCAUGCAGACGAAUUGUUGCGAAUCUCCCAGUCUACCAAAGAUGAUGUCGAGUCAUCACAUCGUGCCAUUAAACGGAUGAAAUUGGACCUGCAGGAGAUUCGAACUAGUGAUGAAUCAGCGAGUCAUGAUGAACCAUGGAGAUGCCCUUCUCCUGAUAAGUCACUAGCUCGUACUCCGCAGCGGACUAAUCCCGCACCCAUUACCAGGGAGGCGCAGCAACGGCUAGAAGAGAUGAGGCAAUUAAUAGGUAAACGCCAGCAGGAGGGUACCCCUCGCAGUCGACCACGGAGUUUUGCACUAGAAGUAUCCACGCCUGGACCACCUGCCACGCCGAGUGCAUCAACCGUCAGCCUGCUGGGCGAGUCUGUUGCUGAUGCUGACAAAUUUUUGGCUUCCGCUUUAUCAAGCCAUGAGACAUUGCAUCAGAGUCUUACGCAAGUGGUAUCUGAUUUCAAGGAGAAACUAUCUGAAUUGGAGAAAGCUCGCGUGGAACUUCAGAAUACGAAACGUCAAUGCGAACUCGUAAAGAGUCUUCUUGCAGAUGCCACUGCGGAGAAGGAGAUCAUGUAUGAGGCAUUCAACGAGGAGCUAGAUGCGAUGUAUAACGACGCACAUCUCCCGGAUGACGAAGCCUGGACCAACAUGACGGCUGAUCUUCGUGAGACGAAGGAAUCGCGGAAUGCACUUCGGAAAGAGAACUCGCAACUUAAAAGGAGACUAGCUGAGGUCGAAUCUGAAAAGGAAGAAUGGGGUGCAUUGCUACGAGCACAUGGACUUAUCCCUUAGUUUCAGUGGAAUAUCUUAUUUAUCUGUUACCAUUUGCUUGUAUAUCGUUAUCAUCUCUGCAUACUGACAUGUAAUUCUAAUCAUCCCAUAUAUCUCCAUAUUGUAAGGAAGGAGUCCCGGAGCGUUCGGUUCUGUGUCUCUUUGUCCUUGGCAAGCUGGUUACGCCCCACUCUUUGCAAUUCGGAACU
This is a messenger RNA of Suillus paluster, 3976 nucleotides long. RefSeq lists its product as uncharacterized. Bases 33 to 3788 code for a protein of 1251 amino acids. The transcript has 14 exons. Gene Ontology annotation, molecular function: guanyl-nucleotide exchange factor activity. NCBI's taxonomy places the organism in Eukaryota, Fungi, Basidiomycota, Agaricomycetes, Boletales, Suillaceae. The record is from RefSeq and is a predicted model, not a curated record.